UCUUGCAUGACAUACGGAUUAAAAGCAAGAGGACCUGCCGAUUCUACUGGUAUAACUCAACUAAACUGGAGCAGAAAACUAAGUGAAGGUAAAGGAAAAUCCCUUGGAGCAUCCAUACCAGUUGGAGAAUUAAUUUACUCCCAGCUCCAAAUUGAACAUUUGUAGAUUGUCAUUUGGAUAUCUGCUUUGGACUGACAAGAUAAACAGAGAUUUUGCAUCAUUCUCAUUUUUACCUGACCUCAUCCUUCUGGAAGUUUCAGUAAUAAUCAGGAAAUCAAGAUGACUAAAAGCACACUGGAAAAGAAGGAUUUGGAGAACAGUUCCGGUGAAGAAAUAUGUGUACAAUAACAAAGCAUGAUAUUAGAUGUUGUUGGCAAGUUUUAGAAAUCCAACAAAACAUUUAUUUAGCAAGGAUCCAAAAAACAAAUUCUAGCUUGAAUUGGCAUGCCAACAAAACUGAAUCAGCGAAAAUGCAAAAAUAACACGGAACUAUUCUGCUUAGUGGAAUGUUGAAGUCUGCAUGUAAACCAUAAUAUACCUCCAAUUAAAGUGCCUUGCAUGGAAAAAAAAUGGAUAGCAAUCCUGCUAAUUCAUUGUUUGACAACUUAUCCAACCUUUUCAACCCCAUAGAGAAAACUGAAGACACACCAGUUCUUUCAUCUUUUCGUUCCCUGUCUGAGAAAGACGAUGAACCUCAGAACAUCAGCAUCCAAAAACCUCACACUAUUAGGUUUGAUAACGAAGUCCCUGUUGAAAAAGAUCUCAAAGCAAUGGAUGGUUCUAGUCAAAUUGAUAGCGGGACAACAUCUGAGACAGAAGACUUAAUAGAGACGGAGGUUGUCUUAGCAAAAACAAUCCAGCCUAGAGACAAAUGCAACAACCAUAACAAUCUGGGUCAGAGAUCGUCUCUGGAGCAAAUACAGGAUAAUAAUGUUGAUACUUAUGUUGAUACUAACAUUGACCGAGAUGAAGUAAAAAUUCAAGAAACAUCAACUCAUACUGGAAGGGAAUUAUUGGAUAUGGACCUACAAGUUUGUAUGGAUCGUGAAUGCAAUUCAUGGAAAGAUUCAUCCUUGACAUGCCAGGGUGACCAAAGGCUGGCAGAUGCUCAAGCUGACAAGCUGUCCAAAGCAUUUAGCCAGGAAUAUAAUGAUGCUAGUCUGAGUAACACAGCACCCACAGAGAGCCACAGAAGUGGGGAUCUCUCAGACUGUAUCAGCAAACAGACUGCAGAGGGAUUACCAGACAAAGUUAUGAGAGAUGCCAACACAACUAAUAUCACCAAAGAAGAGAUAUUAUCGACUGCACAGUAUGAGAGGAAUUGUCAAGAGUGGCCAACUGAGAUUAAAGGUAUGCAAACCAAAACUCUGGAACCAUCACAUAUGGACAAAAAUAAGGAACUAUACACAGGGAGUGCAUUUCAAACAAGUUCUCCAGAUAUCAACAAUCCAAUCUGUACUGUAGCAGAGUCAGAUCAUGCAGAUGAGGCCAUGUCUACUUUUGAAAGUAACCUGGUUAUACCUAAUGGAGACUUUGGUACAAAAGCAAAGUGCACAGACUCAGAUACAAGCAACAAUAUGAUCCAACUUAAAGAGGAACUCUGGAGCUCCUUAAUUCCGGACACAUGUAAUGGAUGUCAUUUGGAAUCAGACAGGCAAGCCUGUUCAGAAAAUGGAGAUUCAGUCCUCAAAGUCAAGUCUGAUGGAGUGUUAAAAGUAAAAUUAGAACCAACAACUCCAGACAGCCUCAUUGAAACACAAAAAGGGAGAGAAACAAAAGAUGUACAAGAAUUGAGUAAGCUAGAAAUGAAGAAGCUUAGUGGACAAGAUGGAGGCAUGAUGAUGAAAGACGAGAGUGAGAACCUGGUACAAAUAGAGGGAGAAAACAAAGAAAGAGUGAUGAAGGAAGAGACAAAGGAUAUAUUACAAGAAGACAGCAAUUCAGAAUCCUUAGGUAUUCCCUCUGCUCCUGGAAACCUAGAAGAGCAACCAAACACUGAAAACGCUUCAAGGUCCACCAGAAGAGAUACCUUCUCUCCAAGCCUAAAGUUGGAGAAACCUCCUCAGCUACCCUCCAUCUUUAGUGGACUGAAAGGGUUGAAAAAAGAAGUGCAUGACCAGCAGAAAAAAGUAUUAACCCUUGAACAACCUAAGCAUCCUGUCCAGAUGAAACAGGCUUCUGUUAAACGGGCACUUUUCUCAGAUAAACAUUCCAAAAGUGAGGGUAAAGGAAGCAUCCUUGAGCAGCUCUCUCAACUCCUGAGCUUUGAUGCUGGUAAAGUAGGAGCAAAAAAACCACAGGAACCCCCAGCAAGUCCUCCAUUUUCACCUAGCAGUGAGACCACAGUAGCAGAAAUGCCUUCCAUAGAGGAAAGUGUGGAGGAUCCUGAUGUUGCUUCAUCAGAGGAAAGUGGCAAAGUACAGAGACAACCCUCAGAGACAGCCCUCAAUGCUUUCAAGGCUUUCUUUACCCCUAAACCAGCUAAGAGGGACACCUCAGACCAUAUCGACCUGGAUGCUGUAAAGAGGGCGUUCAACCCGGAGACAAUUCGAGCUAUCUUUGACAGAAAUUCUGGCAAGUCUCCAGACAACAAGAACAUCUUUGAUAAAAAAGCUCCUGAGAGUGAGGAGAGGACUCCGGGGCGUCUGCAGGCUGUCUGGCCCCCUCCACAGCCCAAAGACAAGGAGGAGAAAAUUGGGCUAAAAUACACAGAAGCUGAACAUCAAGCAGAUCUUCUACAACUAAAAAGAGAGUGCAAAGAAGAGCUGGAGGCAGUAGAGGCUGACUAUAAGCUCCAGAUCUAUCACCUAAGAGAGAAGAAUGAAGAAUGUGUGUCCAGAUUGCAAGCUGAAAUUGUGGAUCUGAAAAAAGCCACCAAGCGCUCACAUGGUGAACUCAGAGAUGUGGCUGUGUCCACAGAAGACAAUUUCACACCUCGCAUUUUUCGCACUGUGUGCAUUCAGACAGACAGAGAGACUUUUAUUAAACCUGUGGAGGAGCCAGAGUUAAGCAAAGACCUUUUCCUUCAACCAAAUGUGCCUAAAAAACUUGAUCUUGCAUCAGUUAGCCUCUUGGGCAAACAGGAGGCUGCUCCACCUCCGUUACUGUCAUUGACGACGCCACCACCACCACCCCCACCACCACCACCACCACCACUGUAUGUUCAGUCAGGAUUCGAUAGUGUAACAACUUCAAAACCUUCAGCAUCACUGCCUGAUCCUUCUGUGUGUUAUUCAAAAUCUGCUCAGUCAGACAAGUGCCCGCCAUUCACACAAGGCAAUGGUCCACCCCCUCCACCACCACCUCCACCAACAAUCAGAGCUGGUCUCUCUCCUCCACCACCCCUACCAGGCCCUGUGCCCUCUCUUUCCAUUGGAGGUGGACUUUUCCUCUCUAGACAUGAGGAGAGGCCACAACGAAAGCCAAGAGUGGAACCCAUCUGCCCAAUGAAGCCACUCUACUGGACACGGAUACAGCUUCAAGAUAGCAGAAAUGAUACAUUGUGGAGCUUGCUGAAGGAGCCGGCCAUAAUAAAUACUAAUGAGUUUGCUGAGUUGUUUGCUAAAAUGGCUUCACCCGCCAAAAGGAAACCCCUAUCUGAGGCAUAUGACAAGAAAGCCAAUGCCAAGAAGAUCAUUAAGAUGUUGGACAGCAAGCGUUCUCAAGCUGUGGGCAUCUUAAUCUCAAGUCUCCACCUGGAGAUGAAGGACAUACAGCAGGCUAUUUUGAUGAUGGACAACUCUGUGGUUGAUCUGGAUGCUAUUGAAGCCCUGUAUGAAAAUAGAGCUCAGCCUGAAGAGUUGGCGAGAAUAAGAAAAUACUAUGAAACCUCAGAUGAAGAGCAUAUCAGACUGCUGGACAAGCCUGAACAGUUCCUGUAUGAGCUCUCUCUGAUUCCCCAAUUCUCUCUGAGAGCACACUGUAUCAUUCUCCAGUCAACGUUCACUGAUGCUGUUGCAUCUAUAAAACGCAAAACAAACAUCGUUCUCCAAGUGUGUAAGGGUCUACUGGAGAGAGAAAGUGUGAGAGAGGUGCUGGGGCUGGUCCUUGCCUUUGGGAACUACAUGAACGGUGGGAGCAGAAACCGUGGCCAGGCAGAUGGCUUUGGUCUUGAGAUUCUCCCCAAGCUCAAAGACGUAAAGAGCAGGGAUAACUGCAUAAGUUUGGUGGAUUACGUAGUGUCUUACUAUCUACGCAAUCUUGAUAAGAAUGCUGGGACUGAAAACUGUGUGUUUCCAUUGCCUGAGCCUCAGGAUAUCUUCCUUGCUUCCCAAGUUAAGUUUGAAGACCUUUCCAAAGAGCUCCGGAAGCUGGGCAAAGACCUUGAAGGUUGUGAGAAGGAUGUCCAAAGAGUGUGGUUAACGUCAUCUCAAGAACACAUCCAUCCCUUCAAGGAGAAAAUGGAAGCUUUUAUCUCCAGUGCCCAAAAAGAACAAAUAACAGCCAAGCACCAUCUCAUAUCCGCCCAAAAAAGCUUCCAUGACCUGGUGCAGUACUUUGGAAUGAAGCCCCGUUCUGGCGAGCAGGAUAUCCUACCAUGCCAUGUUUUUAUGCUCUGGUUUGAGUUCUGCAAUGACUUUAAGACCAGAUGGAAGAGGGAGAACAAGGCCAUUUCCAAUGAGAGACUGAAAGAAGCCCAGCGGUCAGUGGAAAACAUCACAGCAGACAAAAAAGUGGAGACCAGGCAGGUCCAUGCUAAUGGCCUGAAGGAAAGACUGCGUCUGAAAGAAGCAAGCGUUUCCAGCACCUGAGACAAAACAGACCCUCUACACUGACAGUAUACUUUGUACGAUUUAUAAACUCAUGCCUGUUUUUUUUUUUUUUAACCUUUAUUUUCAUGUUGAAUCUGCAUGUAACUUUGGCUUUUUUUUCUGCGCAAGAAUCAGAUCCUGAAAAGCUGCAGCAAUGCACGGUUUUGUGCUCGGACACAUCUGAUUGAAUGUGAUGAUUAACAUAAGAUUUGAAUCAGUUCACCUCAAUUCAGUUUUAGUUUUGUGCUGUUACAAAGCAGCUUUAUAGAAAUUUAGAUUUAGAUCCCUCAUAAGCUAGCAGGAGAUGACUGCGUCAAGGAAAAGCUCCCUGAGACAAGUUAUGAGAGGAACCCAACGCAAAAUGGAUCCAGUCCUCUUCUGGGUGACUCCGGAUAUUGGAAUUAUAAAUCAUUACACCCGUAUACUAUAAAGUCAAAUAGUACUAAGUGUGAUGAAAGGAGGUUCAGUAUGAGCUUAUGGUUACAGUAGCAUUUCUGUAACCAAGACUGGGAACCACGUCAAGUGGAUUUAUUUUUAUUAAAUAUGGAUAGAUUGUCCAAUAGCUUCCAUAUAUUUAAAGAAAAACACCAGUUUAUAAACCUCAGGACACUCUCGCCAGGAACUUUCUCCAGUCUCACUUGAUCAAAUUCCCCACAACACACCCACAAAUUGCUACAGCUAACAAAAGAUAUCUUUAUUUUGCAUGUUGAGUAUACUGUAUUCUUUUGAAAUAUGUGUAUUGACGGAUAAAACACAGAAAUAUAAUAAUCACAGCAUAAAAAUUCAUAGUCCAUGAUACUGUACAUAAACAUUUGAAAGUGGAUAAUUUUCUUUUCAUUUAAAGAUGCUGUUUGGAAAGGAUGAAUCAGAUUUUAGUAGCAACGAGAGCUUGAGUUUAGAAAUUCAAAUACAAAACUGAAGGCAAUAAAUAUGCAUAUUAAUUAAAAAUUAAAAUACAUUUCGAUUUUCCGGCAUUCAGAAUAAUUAAAAUACAUUAUAUACACAAA
Neoarius graeffei (lesser salmon catfish) is the source of this 5758-nucleotide messenger RNA. RefSeq names its product formin 1 (gene fmn1). Bases 570 to 4751 code for a protein of 1393 amino acids. Gene Ontology annotation, molecular function: microtubule binding; actin filament binding. Gene Ontology annotation, biological process: cortical actin cytoskeleton organization; actin filament network formation; actin nucleation. Gene Ontology annotation, cellular component: actin filament; cytoplasm; cytoskeleton. The transcript has 17 exons. The record is from RefSeq and is a predicted model, not a curated record. Lineage: Eukaryota; Metazoa; Chordata; Actinopteri; Siluriformes; Ariidae.